GGAGCGACGAAGAGAAGAGGAGCAGAGCUGGAGGAACGCCUCCAAACAGCUCUCCUCUUAUUAUAAACCUCUUCGCAUCCGCAUACAGUCAGACCCACAGCGAGUCUCACCGGUGUAGUCUAUUUAUUUGCGAGAGAGCGGCUGUUUUUUGUGACCUACUGCUCGGAAAUAACCGAAGGAGUCUCCAUCCACUCCACGGGCGCAAAGGCUUGCAUCGUGGCUCUUUCACAAGUGGCAUGCUCGAGCGACCCUUCGGGUACAACUGAACUCUUGCUUUCACCCAAAGAGGAUUCAAUGAAAAUGUCAGUGUGCGUCCAUGAAAACCGAAAAUCCAGAGCCAGCACCGGCUCCAUGAACAUAUACCUUUUUCACAAAUCCUCCUAUGCUGACAGUGUCCUCAUGCACCUCAACUCUCUACGGCAACAGAGGCUUUUUACAGAUGUCCUCCUUCAUGCAGGCAGCCGCUCCUUCCCCUGCCAUCGCGCCGUGCUGGCUGCAUGCAGCCGAUACUUUGAGGCCAUGUUUAGUGGCGGUCUGAGGGAGAGCCAAGCCAGUGAGGUUGACUUUCGAGACUCGAUCCAUCCGGAGGUUUUAGAGCUGCUGCUUGAUUAUGCGUACUCGUCGCGGGUGGUCAUCAACGAGGAGAAUGCAGAGUCACUACUGGAGGCUGGGGACAUGUUGGAGUUUCAGGACAUCCGCGAUGCCUGCGCCGAAUUCCUGGAGAGAAACCUUCAUCCAUCCAACUGUCUUGGCAUGCUGUUGCUGUCUGAUGCCCACCAGUGUAUGAAGCUGUCUGAGCUCUCCUGGGGCAUGUGUCUAAGCAACUUCCCUGCCAUUUGCAAGACAGAGGACUUUCUCCAAUUGCCCAAAGAUAUGGUAGUGCAGCUUUUGUCACAUGAGGAGCUAGAGACAGAAGAUGAGAGACUGGUUUAUGAAGCUGCCCUUAACUGGAUCAACUAUGACUUAGAGAAGAGGCACUGUUACCUCCCAGAGCUUCUUAGAACAGUCCGUCUCGCCUUACUUCCCGCCAUCUUUUUAAUGGAGAAUGUUUCAACAGAAGAGCUGAUUAAUGCUCAGGCCAAAAGCAAGGAACUGGUAGAUGAAGCAAUUCGUUGUAAGCUGAAGAUCCUCCAGAAUGAUGGCGUUGUCAACAGCCCAUGUGCUCGACCAAGAAAAACCAGUCAUGCUCUGUUUCUUCUUGGCGGGCAGACAUUCAUGUGUGAUAAAUUGUACCUGGUAGACCAGAAAGCCAAAGAGAUAAUCCCGAAAGCUGACAUCCCCAGUCCAAGGAAGGAGUUCAGUGCCUGUGCCAUUGGCUGCAAGGUGUACAUCACAGGUGGGAGGGGAUCAGAGAACGGAGUUUCCAAAGACGUGUGGGUCUAUGACACUGUACAUGAAGAAUGGUCUAAAGCGGCACCCAUGCUCAUCGCCAGGUUUGGCCACGGCUCUGCAGAACUCAAACACUGCCUAUAUGUUGUUGGAGGACACACCGCGGCAACGGGCUGUCUCCCGGCCUCUCCAUCUGUGUCACUCAAACAAGUGGAACAGUUUGACCCGCUGGCAAACAAGUGGACCAUGGUGGCGCCUCUCAGAGAGGGUGUGAGCAAUGCGGCAGUGGUCAGCGUGAAGCUCAAGCUGUUUGCCUUUGGAGGAACCAGCGUCACCCAUGACAAACUGCCCAAGGUGCAGUGCUACGAUCCCCAGGAGAACCGAUGGACUGUGCCGGCAUCCUGCCCGCAGCCGUGGCGUUACACGGCCGCUGCCGUGCUGGGGAACCAAAUAUUUGUCAUGGGCGGGGAUACUGAAUUCUCAGCCUGCUCGGCUUACAAGUUCAGCAGUGAGAACUACCAGUGGACUAAAGUUGGGGAUGUGACUGCCAAGCGGAUGAGCUGCCAGGCCGUGGCAUCAGGAAACAAACUCUACGUGGUGGGCGGGUACUUUGGUACGCAGCGGUGUAAAACACUGGACUGCUAUGACCCCACACUUGAUGCAUGGAACAGCAUCACAACUGUUCCAUACUCACUCAUUCCUACCGCCUUCGUCAGCACCUGGAAGCAUCUGCCAGCUUGAAUCCUGAACUGUUGACACCUCCUGUACCCUCUCCAUAAGAUUUCCCUUGUUUCACAUCAUCUGCCGGUCUCGUAACCGUGAAGAAGCGCACAUUCUCUUCAUCCACAAAGAGACGCAAAGCAGCGAUGUACAGAUGCCCCACAUUCAUCUUGGUGUUGCAAAAAAAAAGCAAACAACAAAAAAAAAAGACGCAGGAGUGGAGACCCAAUCAGCCGGACAGUUGUUAAGGAAGGUGGACGGUUUCCUCAAAGACACCGAACUGACUGACGCUUGUUCCACGAGGUACAGACUCUGACCCUGUGUGCACAUUGUGCUUUCAUGCUGCCAUAGGAGAGCUGCCAACAUAUGAUGAAAACCUGCUUUCUUCAUACAUAGUCAUGACAUGCUUGUGAUGAUGUUUUCGCUAUGAAUAAAAGAGCAUGACAGAUGCUGAUUAAAGGGGAAGCAGUGGCAGGGGUGAAAAAGAACAAAAUCAAUGGAUUUUGACUGAAUAUCUGACUUGUAUAAGAAAAAAUGAAGGAGCAAAUCUUCCACUUUUUUGAUUGUUUUAUUGUUUUCAAACUGUUAGAAGCUUUUUAAGUUGUGUUUCAAACCUAGAAAAAAACGUUUGAGCAUUUCUCCCAUAAAGACUUCCCUGUCGCUGCCACUCAGGAGGUGUUCAGAAGUGACAUCAGCUGAGAUCGAGGACGAUCAAUGGGAUUUGUGCGGGCCUCGAACUCACAGGCUUGCGUGUUCAGUGUUUGGCAUUUGGCACCAUUGCGUUGACGCCCAUGUUUGGAUUCUGCAGCUCAGAAGGAAUGCUGUACUCCUAAUGCUGUAAAAGAGCGGCUGUGUUUCUGUUCUCCUGAUAAAACCGCCAGCUCGCUUGCUGAGUCAUCGCUGAAACCCUUUUUAGAGCAUGUUCACUCAUAGUGAUUCAGUGGAAACUGGCAUGUAGUCUUCAAAAAUACUGUCACCUUAACAAAAGCUAAACAAUUUUUUUUUAUCUGUUUCUUCUUAAACUUGCUGCAGUGUAGUCUUAAUUUAUAUGGUACUGGUAACUAUGUCAUGUUAAUAUGUUUAAUCCUAUUUAUUUCUUCUCUGCCUGCAUUCGGAUGUGAAUGUAUGUUUGGGUUAUGUCAUGCAUGGCCUAGUGUUGUGUUUUAUUUGUCUCAGUGAGCUGCCUUUUGCACAGUUCUGUCUUUGCCAGGAGAAACUUGCUCGCAAAGGCUCAUUUAGUUUCACUGUUUACUUCUUUUCAAGUGGCUUGGAACGGAUGAAAGACUUAAUUUACAGAUUAAAUAAAGUAGUUCAUAGUAAGAUUUAUGGGCCUUUAGUAGGCUUGGGCUGGAUACUGGGAUCAACUCCCAAAUCAAAGUAGUUUUUGUUGUAAAACUGCCAAAAUUUCCCAUUUGUCACUUCCUUUGUUUUAUAGUAAUUUUAAAGAAAUACCAAUAUAUGGCAGGACCUGUAGUGUUGCUGCAUACUGCAGGUCAGCCUGAUUAAAAAACCUAAUACCCCCAACCCCCCAACUGCAGACUGCAGGCUAGCUGCCUGUGCUUCGGUACAAUCUACAUUUUUCAACAAGCCUAUCAGAAGUUUCAUAUUAAUAAAUUAAACUUAUAGAUAACAUCCUUAUAAUCUAUAAUAUUCCUUAUAGCAUCCUUAUAAUGUUACAGUGUUACAAUGUUUUAGCAGCAUUUGGUAAUUGUUGCUAUUCCUUUUUAAAUCAAAGCAACUGGACCAUCUGAUUCGUUUUUGAAAUUACUUGUGAAUAGAAUCUCGUACCAGCCCAAGCCCAGAUCUUACAACUAUAAGACUAAAUACCAUUUAAAAAUAUGCCCAAAAUAUUAUUAUUAUUAAUAAAGAAAAUCCAAAAGAAAAGAUAGGAUGGCACAGUAUGUGACCCAUUAACCACCCAGCACAUCCCAGUCUGACCGCAACACAUUUAAGAAUUUGACCGUGUUUGCAGCUGUCCCAAACAGCAGUAGCUGUGUGACACAUGCCAACUUGGCUCCCUGAGAGUUAACCCUUAGUCAGGUUAGUUUGGCACAGAAUGCUGUGUAAUGUUAAGGGCAUACACCGCAGUGCUUUUCACCAUAAAAACACAUUAAAUAAAGCAAGUUUCUACAAACCAAAAAAAGCAUAAAAAGUAUAUGUUGCAACAUCUUCUUAGUGUUUUUGUCUGUCUAGGUGAGCUGACCAUGUUGCAAGGUUCUGUCUUUGUCGAAUUGAUAUAUUUUGUUACAGAUCUUCUUCCUUUAUGAUUCCUCAUUCACAUCCAGUGUAAAUCAGCCCCCUGUAAACUGCCGCUCAGCCCUCCUUCAGCCAUUCAGAAAAUUCCUCCUAUUGUGAAUUUGAAGACUUGUGUGAAGACCAUUGUGGCUCUAUAACGUUGACCACAUCCAACCACUGAACUAAGAGACUCCAGCCCAACCAAUCAGACAAGGGAAUUUCUUUCCCCACGGCACACAAGUUUCCCUGGCAACAGCGAGCAAUGAAUGCCCCUUCAAUUUGCACCUAAUUGCUGAGCGGCAUUACCCCGUUUCUCCUCCAGCCAUCAUUCUCAUCGCCUUGAGCACGGUACUUUCACAUAAUGACGUAAAUGAGACAGAAGAUUCUGUCAGUGUGCAUCUGUUUUCUUUUAUUCGAUCAUGUAAAAGUUUGAUUUCUAUUUUUAUGGCAUUUUUUUUGUACAUGUGAUUCUUUUUUUCACAAUGUGAAAUUCAUGGCUAAUAAACAUAAGAGUUUUUUCCUCUUGACUGUAACGUUCUA
This is a messenger RNA of Girardinichthys multiradiatus, 4824 nucleotides long. It is a transcript of the gene enc1, whose product is annotated as ectodermal-neural cortex 1. Bases 295 to 2070 code for a protein of 591 amino acids. The transcript is spliced from 3 exons. Gene Ontology annotation, molecular function: protein binding. Lineage: Eukaryota; Metazoa; Chordata; Actinopteri; Cyprinodontiformes; Goodeidae. The record is from RefSeq and is a predicted model, not a curated record.